AUGAGAGUCGCUGCCGCUGGUCUUGCCCUUUGGGCGUCUGUUGCCGUUGCAACUCCGUCAGACAAGGGCUACCACUACCGUUCUGCCGAAGAGAUGAAGAACGAGCUGUUGCCCUUGUCUGAGAUGUCCUUCACUGGCCCAAUCACCGUUGGAGGCCCCAACGUCACUCUCCACGGCGACGCCUCGUCCAUCUAUGACCAGAUAUUGGCCCUCAACCCUGAAUUCGACGCGAGCGCAUUUGGAGGCGCCGCCAGCGUCGAGCACGGCUUGGAAGCCAGACAAUCCACCGGCAACUGGAACUGCAACAACGGAGUCACUGUUGAGAGAUACUACUCGCAAUGUGCCAACGCCAUCAACCGCCUGUUCACUCUGGGCACCUCGUACUGCAGUGUUGCCCCUAGCACUUGCGCUCGGGUGAGCUGCUCCAACAGUUGCUCCAUUUACCUGUGCAACAACCAAUUCUCCCAAGUCAACGUGUACUGCCAGGAUAUCGCUAUCGACAUGGGCAUCAUUGUUAGCAAAUGUGGCUCGGACAACGGCAACGGCGAUACGAGAGCUCGCGGUAGCCUGCAUUUCACCGGCCACUACACCUCGCUCACCCAGCAGGCGUGCUAG
Colletotrichum destructivum is the source of this 615-nucleotide messenger RNA. RefSeq lists its product as uncharacterized. The transcript has 4 exons. Lineage: Eukaryota; Fungi; Ascomycota; Sordariomycetes; Glomerellales; Glomerellaceae. The record is from RefSeq and is a predicted model, not a curated record. The coding region runs from base 1 to 615 and encodes 204 amino acids.